AUGAAUUGGACUGGUAGCAAAAGAAACAAGACAAAAAUCAAGCUUGAACAACAAAGGCAAAAAGAGUUUUUCAAUCGUCAACGUUUAAAGAAAGUGCAUAAAUUUCUUAAAACUGAACCAAAACAUACACGUACAUUGCCCAGUAUUGAUGUUGUCCGACAAAAUGAUGGCAAUCAUCAGAUAAAUUCUUUUCUUGAAGAAAGUAAUCAUUCAAAUAAUGAAGAUGACCAAAUAUCGUCACCAAUUUCACUUGCUUUGAACCAUUCUGAAGAUCGUAUAGAGAUAUUUUGUGAUGAUGAAAGUAAUAAACUUCAUGAAUCUGAUUCAGAGACAAAGUUGGAUCACGAAAAAGCGAACAAUCCUACAACUGUUUCACAAAGCAUGACCGAUAUUUUAAAGCGCAAACAGGAUCUUUUACAAGGGUUAGAUUGGAUUGGCAUCAGUGUUUCUUCACCCAUCAAUAUUACGAAUAAUACAACUAUUUCAGACUCUCUUGAAGAGACAAAUCGAAGAAGCCAAUCACAUUCUCUCAGCGGACGAUACUCCAAAGAAUCAUUAACAUCUACACAUCAUUUUAGACGUUUAAACUCACCGUCUAUAAGCACAAAAUUAUCUAAAGAAAGCAUGUAUGAAACAACGACCGUAGUCGAUAUCGCGACAAUAAUCGACUCAUUAUCGCCUUUAGAACAAACCAAUGCAUCUGAAGCCUCGAUUGGUGAAGAAUCGUUAGAAUGGCAUCGUUUCUUAUCAACAAAUGAUGAAUGCAACUCAAAAGUCAGUAAAAUUGCCGAAUCUCCACCACCACCAAGCUGUACUGACACGAGAAUAACUCUCGAAGCCAAUAAAUCCCUUAUUUCUACAUCAAGAACGAUAGAGACUUCUGCAUUGCAUUCUGUUGUCCCCCAAUCUAUCACCUCAACAAAUAUUGCGUGGAACGAUUUUUUGUGCACAUCGAACAUUGAUUUUGAGAUUUCUCAAGAUGACGACGAAAAAUUUGAUACUAAUUCCUCAUUAGGUGCAAUUGAUAGUCCUAAAUUAAGUUCUAGAAAAAUAAUCGCAAGUAAAAGGUGCAAGAAAAGCAACUUUGCCGAAUUUUCCGCAAGCUUUAAUAAUAAUUAUGAUAAUUCAGAUUCAGAUUAUAUAAAAGAAGACAAACAAUUUAACUAUAAUCAAGAUGUCAUAAUUGGCCAAAAUGUUUUGACUCGCAUCCAUAACCUCGAAGUGAAAAAUGCUUGCCUUCAAUUGGAACUAAGUUUUUUGAAACAGGAUAUGAAAUGUCUAAUGAAGGCCACGAAGAACAGUAGUAAUGAACCUCCAAAUGAACCACGUAGUUCUAAUAUUCAAACGCAAACGGAUGAGUUUGAACAGGUCCCUGCUACAAACAUUGAACCAUCGAUGAAGCAAGACUUUAUUGAACUAGAUCAAAACCCGUCUCAGACUAGUCAGCCACUCAUUAACGAACAAAAACUCUUUGUAAAUGAAUCGUCUCAAGAUGGAACUUCCAAAGAUUCGAUCAAUAUCCCAACAUCAAGAGAUUUGACGCAUUCUAGUUCGGAUCAUGUGAAAUUGUGUACCAAAAAUACCAAAUUUUCCCAAUCGUCUGUUUCGUUGAUGUCGGCCGAAUCGCCAACGACAAAUUUUAGCAAUUGGGAGACCUUACCUGAAAUAGUGAAUUCAGAUAUGUAUCUUUUUGAUGCACUAGAUGAUGAUGACGAUCCACAAAAGUGUCUCAAAGACUGA
This is a messenger RNA of Cetraspora pellucida, 1740 nucleotides long. The record is from the annotation of a GenBank genome assembly. Lineage: Eukaryota; Fungi; Glomeromycota; Glomeromycetes; Diversisporales; Gigasporaceae.